CUGGUUUCUAAGCAACGGUUGCCAACAAAACAAUUGUUGAAUUACCAUGGAAAUUCUAUUAUAGUUGUUUAAUACAAACGAAAGGUCAGCUGGACUUUGACUAAAUUGAGAAUUUUCAAACAGAUAUCGGCUAAAAUUGGGCAAAAACGUUAAAAGUAAAAUUGUAAACUUUAAAUUAGCAAAAUUUUAAAUUUAAAUUAAACUCACGCAGUAAUCUAGCUAGUAACGAACUAAUGUUUCAAAGACUGGUAUUCUGACUGAAAGGUUUCAGGCCAAGGAAACCAAGUGCCGUUAUUUAUUUGCUGUACAAGAUCUAACAUCUGUCAAGAGCCUUGGAAAUGCUGAAAGAAAAAUAUACAGAAGAGGAAUUUAGGAAGAAAACGGGGAGAAUUUCAGAAAGAUGCAACAUUGGGGAAACUUCCACCCUUGUGCCAAGAUGGCAGAACUACAUCCCAUCGCCCUUUGAGACUGCAGCUUGUAAAGCCUGACUUCCAGCAAGAAUACAUGGAUGAAAGGGAGAGGAAAAUGAUUACUAUAUAUGAACAGCAACAGCAGAAUGCUAUGGAAAAAGUGCGGCAGAUGUUUCAACACAAUCAUCCUGUGCAAAGACAGUACCAUUCUGCAAGGGAUAGGUAUGACAGUGUCUAUCAUGAUGAGCAAGACUAUGACACUACUGUGAGGAAGACCUCUGGGACAGAGAAGGCAUUUCCUCCCAAGUCAGUGUACCAUAAGAGAGCUUACAGCCUGAGUAACAUCUACAGAGCAAAUAUUGAACAUGUAGAACCUUUGGAGGCCCAGAGACUGCCCCACCAUUUAGCUGUCCCAUCUCUAGACUAUCCAGACAGGUAUGGUGGGAGGUCAAGCAGGAGGGGCGCAGAAAGGCAACAGACUGAGAAUCAGGUCAUACCCAUGCCCAGCUCCUUUGGGGAGGCCACAUCCAGGUAUAGGGGCAGGGGUAGGGGGUCCCAAUGGCAGGCGGGACGGUUGGAGGAGGAUCAAAUGCGACUGGAAGAGCAGAUUCGCCAAAAAGAGAUUGCGCUGCAGGAAAAGCUGCGAAGGGUUGUGGAGGAGCUGGGGAAGAUCCAGCGGGAGAAAUACACUUCAGUAGGGAUGAUGGAGAGGAGAGAGAGGAUUGAGGUGGGGAGUGAGAGAGGAAAGCGGGAGAAGGAAAAGGAGAGGAGGGAGAACGAGAAGGCUACCUAUGUUGAGCAGGAGAGGCGGGAGAGAGCAAGGGAGAGAAGGGAGAGGGAGAAAGACAGGGAGAGGGAGAGAUGGGCACGAGAGCUUGACAGAGAGAGGGAAAGGCGGGAGAGAGAGCAAGAGAUGGAGAGGAUAAAUGAAGAAGAAUGGGAGAGAGAGAAAUGGGAUCGAGAGAGGGCAAAGACAAGUGAGCUGCAGAGGGGGAGGAGGGAGAGGGAGCAAGAUAGGAGGGAGAGGGUAUGGGACAGGGCACAAAGGAGGUGGACCCAGGAGAAGCAUUGUGAAGUCGUCCAAAGGGAUACCGAAAGAAAUGGUUGCAGCAGCAACAGAAGCAUACCCCCGGAAGUCUCACACAGACGUCCCAUGCGUGUCAUUGAUGAGACCCCUCGACAACUGGAAGUGGAGCUUCCAAACAAGAGCUCAGAGGUAGUCCUACAGCUGUUACCCUGCAGACUGUGUCACAGGAACUUUGCUGCUGACAGACUGGAGAAGCACCGCAAGGUGUGUGAAAAGGUUCGGUAUUCAACGCGGAAGGUUUUUGACUCCUCCAAGUACCGAGCCAAAGGGACUGACCUGGAGGAGUACAUGAAGACAAACACAAGAAGGAAGACUCCUGAGCUGAAAAAGAGCAAUUGGCGACAGAAGCAUGAGGCAUUUAUUCAUAACCUUCGGCAGGCCCGAAUGCCAAUAAAGGGGGGCUUGCGCCCCCAGCUACCCAUGGAUGAUCAAGACUAUCAGACCUGCCCCCACUGUGCCCGGCGAUUUGCCCCAGGACCCGCUGAGAGACAUAUCCCUAUGUGCCAGAAUAUAAGGAGUCGCCCCCCGCCACCUCGACGACACUUCAAGUGAAGAGAAUUAUUAAGUUUUUCCUGACAAAAAGAAACUAACUGCCUAGAUUGAUGUGAUUAAUAUCAGUAUUUCCAUGUGAGCUUCAGUGCCUGUGAAAUCUGUUUACGAUAUUGGUGUCUGCAAUAUGGUCAUAACAUAUCAACUGUGAUGUAUGAAAGAAAACUGUUCAUGGGGAAUUCAAAAUUAAAUGCAUGGAUGAAAUUAAAA
Messenger RNA from Anguilla anguilla (European eel), 2256 nucleotides. RefSeq names its product zinc finger, C2HC-type containing 1C (gene zc2hc1c). The coding region runs from base 505 to 2049 and encodes 514 amino acids. The transcript has 3 exons. The record is from RefSeq and is a predicted model, not a curated record. Lineage: Eukaryota; Metazoa; Chordata; Actinopteri; Anguilliformes; Anguillidae.